Molecule: messenger RNA, 1212 nt
Organism: Prunus dulcis (almond)
Lineage: Eukaryota; Viridiplantae; Streptophyta; Magnoliopsida; Rosales; Rosaceae
Product: RING-H2 finger protein ATL20-like
Exons: 2
Coding region: 1-1212 (403 amino acids)
Molecular function (GO): polysaccharide binding
Source: RefSeq, a predicted model, not a curated record
AUGGCUGCCUUAGAGCUCUUCUUCUCAUUCUUACUCUUGAUGAUCUUCUUCUUCAUCAUUCCAACACGGGCUUCCUGCCCUCUCUCAAGCUGCCCGAACGGACCGACAGUCCGCUUCCCUUUCCGGCUUCAGAGCCUCCAACUCCGGCGUUGUGGGUAUGCAGGGUUUGACCUCUCGUGCAACAACCAAACCCUUCAAACCACACUCUCUCUCUCAAACUCUAAUGGCAAUAACUUCGUAGUCCGAGCCAUAGAAUACGAUCUCCAAGCACUUAUUGUCAGCGACCCCGAUCAGUGCCUCCCCAAACGCUUCCUAGACGGCAGCUUCGACAACCUCCUCAACACGAGGCCGUUCCGCAUCCAUAGUUUCCAAAUGUACACGUUCCUCAACUGCUCGCCUCAGGAGACGUCGUUUUUAGCCUCGGCCAGGAAUAUUUCCUGCCUCAGCGGUGAGAAUCACACGGUCUUUGCUAUGCCGUCGGGAGAGUACGAUAAUUGGCUUCAGUCUACGGCUCCGUCACCGUCGCCGUCACCAUCGUCAUCAGGACUUUGGUGCGAGGUGAUUUCGACUGUUCGGGUUCCGGCGAGAGCUGCGAAUGAAUUGGCUGUAUUUGGAGAUGCCAUAGAAGGUGUUGCGUUGACUUGGUCAACGCCUGAUUGUAGAGUUUGUGAAACCAGUGGGAGAUAUUGUGGGUUAAACAGAGAUAAUCAGAUUGUCUGCUCUGAUCCUAAGGCUAAAAGAAAAGGUCUUCCAAGAAGUGCAAAGUACGGCAUAAUCAUAGGCGUGGGAAUACCCGGGUUCUUAUGCAUCCUUGGACUAGCAAGUUAUGUCUGCGGCAGAAUAAAUGCUUAUGGUCGCCGCAACCAGCCAGACAUGGACCUAUUUACCUCUGCUUUUCAGCAGCCCGCUAUUGUCGUAGUGGGCCUCGACGGUCCAACUAUCGAAUCGUACCCGAAAACUUUGCUAGGGGAGAGCCGGAGGUUGCCCAAGCCCAACGACACCACUUGCUCCAUAUGUUUGGGUGAGUACCAACCCAAGGAAGAACUGAGGACUAUACCAGAGUGCAACCAUUACUUCCAUGCUAGUUGUGUAGACGAGUGGCUCAAAAUGAAUGCAACGUGCCCCGUUUGCCGGAAGUCACCGGAGGGCUCAGCUCUUGUAACCCCUUCGUCUUCAAUGUCUUCAUCUUCAACUUCUUUACCAUCGCCAUAG